AUGAAGCGAACGUUCGAUUACUUUCCACCAACCAUUUGCUACGAUAAACCCGCGGCCGCUUCGGUAUCCGAGGAAGAGAGUGAAUCGCGAAGGGCGAGUGCGUUGGCAGGAUUGCGAGUGCUGGAGCUGACCGUACCGAAAAAAUCUGCCAAAGUGUGGACACUCCAGGAGCAUGAUUUGUGUCGCGUGUCGCUCCCGGAAGGCUCCCAGGUCGGUGAUCUGAAUUUAUGGAACUUGGAAAAUCCUCGCUCGGAGCGAUUCUACUCGGGCAAAACACGUCAGAUACACUCGACCCAUCUGAAGCCGUACGAUCGCCUUUGGAGUAGCUUUCCGCAUCUUCGGCCCAUGGCCACGUUCGUGAGGGACUCGCUCAGCGAUUACGGGAUCGACCGGGACGGAGGAUCCCUCCACGAUGUGGUGGGGACACGAUGCGACGAUUAUAUCUACAAGCUGAUUACCGGUGAGGAUCGGCACGAUAGUUGUCACACAUACCUCACCGAGGCAGUCAAGACCCACGGAUUGACGGAACAGGACGUGCACGACACCUGGAACAUCUUCAUGUGCACCGGUUUCACGAGGGACACACAGCAAUACUUUUGCAAACCAAGCCCAGCUCGGAAGGGAGACUUUAUCGAGUUCAUCGCGGAUAUGAACUUACUCGUAGCCUUGUCUACGUGCCCGCAGGGCGAUGUUUCGAUGCAAGUGGGCCAGACGGUGCCGGAUGAGAAAUGUUUCCCUUUGAAGGUGGAGGUGUUCCGGCCGACAGUAGAAUAUUGA
Anopheles cruzii is the source of this 777-nucleotide messenger RNA. RefSeq lists its product as uncharacterized. The coding region runs from base 1 to 777 and encodes 258 amino acids. The record is from RefSeq and is a predicted model, not a curated record. The transcript is spliced from 2 exons. NCBI's taxonomy places the organism in Eukaryota, Metazoa, Arthropoda, Insecta, Diptera, Culicidae.